This is a messenger RNA of Petromyzon marinus (sea lamprey), 2749 nucleotides long. RefSeq names its product tRNA splicing endonuclease subunit 34 (gene TSEN34). Gene Ontology annotation, molecular function: nucleic acid binding; tRNA-intron lyase activity. The record is from RefSeq and is a predicted model, not a curated record. NCBI's taxonomy places the organism in Eukaryota, Metazoa, Chordata, Hyperoartia, Petromyzontiformes, Petromyzontidae. Gene Ontology annotation, cellular component: tRNA-intron endonuclease complex. Gene Ontology annotation, biological process: tRNA-type intron splice site recognition and cleavage; tRNA splicing, via endonucleolytic cleavage and ligation.
CCGUCGUCAUCGUUACCAUCACCGUCGUCAUCGUUACCAUCACCGUCGUCAUGGUCACCACCCCCCUCCCUCCAACGUCAUCAUGACUCUGAGUAACAGAGCGGCCAUGUUACGUGGGGGUGGAGGGGGGGGGCCUCGGUGCGGACUCCGUCGCCUCCAUAUGACGGCCGGCCCACGGGGGUCCCCUUCGCCGGCCACGUGUGGCUGGGGUGAGGGGGCCGCUAGCCCGAGCCACGCUUCUUCACUCGCUCGUCUCAUCCGGGGAACCGGCGAACGGGGCACGGAGGGGGGGGGAAGGGCGAAGGGCAGGGACGAGAAGGGCAGCGAGAGGGGGGCAAGGCCCGGCCGAAGAGGUAAGGCCAGGGAGGUGAAUUCUGAGGGGGCCAUCAGGGGUUUACAGACAUCGUAUGGUAGUGUAAGGGGGACUUCCCCCCCUCCAGCCGGUUCAGGGGUUGCAGUUGCAGCGGGCGGUGAGGCCGGGAGGGCAGAGAGACGGUCCCGACCAAAGCGGUCAGGUCAGAUCAAUCUACAACCGAGUUCCACCGCCACAAAAACGGGUUACAAUUACACGUGAACUGACCACCUACUCGCUCACCCACCUCAUUCAUCCCCUCGCCACACCGCAGGUCACAACACUUAUUUAGUCCCUCGCACUCCCAACACUUUGAAAUCCCCCUCCUCCCAAUCGUCUCUCUUCAUCAGGCUCUUGAAACAACAAUAACCGCGCUCAGUUCAACACGCGGACAGCCAGCAGCGGGAUUGCAUCAGUAACCCCAGGUGAGGUCAGGUCAAGGGGUUGAGGUGGUCAGGUCAAGGGGUUGAGGUGAGGACGGCGGUGAGGUCGGGACAGGGAGUCAGGUGAGGGGGUGAGAGGGUCGGGUCAUGUCGGACCAGGAGGAGGGACCCCGCGGCGUGCCCCCGCUGCUCGUGCACGUGUCCGCGGGCGGCGCGGCGCUGUUGUGGAGCGCGGCCGAUGCGCGCGAUCUCCGGGAGCGGCACGGGAUCGCGGGCUCCCCCGCGGGCUCCCUGGCGCGGCAGCCCCGGCAGAACUCGCGCCUGGGCCUCCCCGUGAUCCUCAUGGCCGAGGAAGCGAGGCUCCUGGCCGAGACGGGAGCCGCCGUUCUCGUGAGGCCCGCGGCGGCGGUCGGCGGCGAGGAGACGGAGCGCAGGGUGCAGGAGCUGGAGGAGGAACGGGAACGUGGAUUCAGGGAGCAGAGGCGCCUCGCCAUUCGGGAGCGCAGGGCGCGCAUGCGGGGGGAUCUGGCCGACACCAUCGCCCGGGGACGCGAGGCGAAGCGGCGCAGGGCGCGGGGCGGACGCGGCGACGGCAGUGGAGGAGGAGGAGAGACGAGGGGUGGAGACGGGAUGGGUGGUGGUGGUGGAGGAGGUAGGGGCGACUUUGAGGAGAGACCUGAGUUGGACGUGGAACCUACUGAGGAUGCUGGCGAGAGGGACAAGGUGACGACGGGUGAGAGGGGCGAGCAAAAGUUUGAGGAGGGCAUGGAGCUUGGUGAGGCGUGCGCGGACCACCGCGAUGCCGGCCAGGAGGCCGAGGAGGACAAUGCCGCCGCCGCUGCUGCUGCUGCCGCCGGUGACGACGAGGACGAUGAUGAUGAUGAGGACGAUGCGGGGCUGCAGUUCACGCGCGAGAGCAUGCUGGUGCAGGUGCGCACGUCGCGGGCCGCGCUGCGCGUCGUGGAGUGUCGCGCGGCCUCCGCCCCGUGGGCCCACCCGCCGAUCGCGCCGCACCACGAGCUGCGCUACCGCGUCUACCGCGACCUGCAGCGGCGCGGCCUGCACCUCACGAGCGGCGCCAAGUUCGGGGGAGACUUCCUCGUCUACCCCGGAGACCCCCUGCGCUUCCACUCGCACUUCAUCGCGUUGUGUCGCGACGACGAGCGGCCGAUGGCGCUCGUCGAGCUGCUCGCGGCCGCGCGUCUCGGCAGCAACGUGAAGAAGACGGUGCUGCUGUGCUCGCCGAUGCCCCGAGACGGCGUCCGCUACACGUCCCUGCAGUGGAGUGGCUGGAAGUGACCACCGCAGCCCUUGCCCAACCGGUUUCAGCCGGUGUCCUCUCCUCCGUCACUGCUUCGCGGUUAUUAGACGCUGACCGUGCGGAAGACGUUGAAGCCGCUGUGCGCCGUGCUGGCGAUGACGCCGGGGCAUUGCGGGUGCCAGUGCAACUCCUUAAUGUCGCUCUGGCCCUGGUGGAUGAAGAGGAGCUGGGGGGGGAUGGAGGCCAGCUCCCCGGGGGUGUCGCCGCCAACGGCCUCGGCGUCGCUCUCGACGCCGAGGUCCCACUGCGUGAGGAGGUCGUCGGCGCCCGAUGCCGCAAACACGGAGCUGUCGCCCGGGUGCCACUCGACCGACGUGAUGGGGGCGGUGUGCUGCUUGAAACGCGCCACGGGCUCACCCUUCUGCUCACGUGCGCAUGCACGGGGGGGGGAGGGGGGAGGAGGGGUGACAAGGGUGCACGUGUCAGAUCGCAUGUUCCACGCCGCACGUCACGCCGUGCACGUCUUGCCAGAGGUGCGAUACUUGAGAUUUAAUUCACAGAACUCUGCUAAACGAUUCGGACGACAAUGAAAUCGGAGAACGCAGCAGACGGUGGUUGAAGACGUCACGGCGAGCAACGUGAGCUUCAGAGCAGCGAGGAGAUGGAUGUUGAUUUGCCAGCUGUCAAUGGACUAAAUGUGGUCUUUAUGGAAAUCAUGGAGUUUUGUAAUAAAUCACAUUCUGGGGUGCCCCA